This is a messenger RNA of Cucurbita moschata (crookneck pumpkin), 759 nucleotides long. RefSeq lists its product as uncharacterized. Lineage: Eukaryota; Viridiplantae; Streptophyta; Magnoliopsida; Cucurbitales; Cucurbitaceae. The record is from RefSeq and is a predicted model, not a curated record. Bases 23 to 349 code for a protein of 108 amino acids. The transcript has a single exon.
AGAUAGCUCGACGUGUAUAAACAUGAGUUUGGCAUGUCUCGUAUGCAACAGUGUCGAUAGCCCUUCACACUCCCUUAGGAGCUAUUCGGUUUCGAGUUCAGACAACGAGGGAAGAUGCUCUGCAAUAGCCAACUGCUUAAUAUGGAGACCAUCUUUUCCCCCAACACACCACCACCACCACCACCACCACCACCCAUCAUAUGUAGCAUCAGCCAAGGUAACUCCCCAACCAACCAUUUCCAACAGCAACGUAAUGGACGGUACACCCAGGUUGGUUCGAAGCCGAGCCGUAAGAAGGGACCUAGUACAAGACUGGAAUUUCGACGAGGUGGUCGUAGUUCAGCAUUAGCGCGUUUUACGUUCGAGUAGACAAGAGUAGAAUUUUCAAAUGGGCAUGGCGAUGAUCUGAAACGAUUGAGGUAGCGUCUCGCUUCCUAUGCAUUUUUGUUUUCUUAUGGGUACAAAUAUGAAGUUUGUAAGCAUGAGAAAAUGGGAUUUAGAACCUUGUUUAUAUAUAUUAGCUACAGAUUAGUGGUUCAUAGGAGGCAAGGGAUGGGUUUAGGUAAGUUUUGUAAGGUUGGAUGGAAUUAUGCUUUCAAAAUCUUCCAUGAUAUACGCCAAGUUUAUGUAUGUAUAAACAAAUAAGCAUUGUUAAAGAACUUUUUGUAGAAAAGUUCACAUCUCAAUCUUCCAAAACCUUGAAAACUCCUGAGUUUCGAGAAAACAAAUAAGCUCUAUGAAUUGUUGUGCUUUUAGGUA